UCACACAAUGUGAGACUGUUAGUGAUGGAUAAAGUAUAUACUAAAACUGUUCUACACAGGAUCAAGUGAUGAUUAAGGAGGGGAAACUUCACAGAAUUUAAUGCACAUCUGAUGUUACGUCUCCUCUCGGGGGCCUAUGUUGUGUCGCGGCUAUAUAAUGCCUGACGCGUUCUCUGUACUGUCCUUUGUAUGUACGUGCAUGUUGUGACCAACCCCGGGGCCAUGUAAUAUACUUAUUGUUUAUACUCUGUUUGUACAAAAUAUACAUUACGUGGUAUCAUUAUUGCUGUCCACGCAAACAUUGUCCUUGUCUUACUAUCGUGAGCAUGGACAUCAGUGCUUCGAGGAUUAUAGUACUUUGUUAACACUGGAGAGUGUGAAAACUCCUGAAUUACAUAUCAUAUUCUUUCGUAUUGAUCUCGAUAUAGUGGAAAAAAUACUUUAUAGAAUAUUUGACGUUUAUGACAGAUAUUUACGUACAGUUUACCUUCGAAGCCAGGCAUAUGCAUUCGUCACUUUGGUAGAUUCAAUCGACCGCAAACCUAGAACAGCACGAGUUAAAUAGCGCGUGUUGAAGUGCAGGGAUUCUGAUGGCUUAACUUUGAUAGUUUUUUUUUUUUUAAAUGGAUUAAUGUCUCUAUCUACUUGCCGUAAUUUACCUGUGUGUUUCAUUCUGUGGUUUGAUAUAUUUUAACUUUUACAACUGACUGGAUCUACGUGAAGCUUAAAAAUAAUUAGCAAAACAGAAGUUGAGGCAGUUUUUAGUUGAACGCCUUCCCAGGAGGGCGUGCUGUAAGUUGUGGUUGAGUGACAGGCCGUGGAUGUCAUCAGUGUCGGGCGCUGAGUUACAGAAGCAUGGUCCCUAUCUAUAAGGGUGCUGCUGGUAUCUUGUGAGGCGGGGAGUGGUCAUCUUUACUAUGAAGUUAAAGCACCGUGUGUUUGGUUCUAUCGUUGGACUUGCAUUUCUAUUAACUUGUAUCUACUUAUUACAAACUUUGCCAAAAAUCAUAGAAUACACUAAACCGUCCUAUCAUGUUAGGAAACUAGUUCCGAGAAUUGUGGAUACGGACGCUCAUUUCUCGGCGCUGAGGAAAAGGUUAAACAAGAGUAAUUACACGAGUGAUGAGUUCAGUCCGGAGGCUGUGGAGGGUGAGAGGGGACAGUCCCGGGGACUGGAGGACCGGAAACCCCACGAGGAAAUCCCCUCCAAGUUUACAGAUGAAGACGUGGACUCUAUGCUACAGAAGUUAGGGAGGACGCAUCCUAAGAUGUUUGACAUGGAUGAAUUACGUGUGACACCUUACGAUACAGUUCUGUGGAAUAUUAAGAAACGGAGUCAUAAGAAAGGGAUUUAUUUACCUGGCUAUGCCAAUCAAAAGGAUCUCGGGGGUGGGUCAGAUAACUGGGAGAAAUUUCAGAGAGGAAUCAAUCAGUAUUAUAUGUAUGACCCCGAGGACCCCGCCAUUGACGGCCUGAUGUCGGACAUGGAAAGAGAGACCGUUAUAGAUGUUGAACAAAAAGAUGGCGGUACGCAGCUCAAGUUGAUCAUCACCUUCGAAGAUGAGGGGCAGGCAUUAUUUAAACCAAUGAGAUUUCCUCGGGAUAUUGAAACGUUGCCAAAUCACUUUUACUUUAGCGACUAUGAGCGCCAUUACGCUGAAAUAGGGGCUUUCCACUUAGACAGGGCACUGGCUUUCUACCGAGUUCCGCCCGUAACAGGAAGAAGAUUUAACAUGACGUCAGAGAUCAAAAGACUGGCAGAUCGAAAACUCGCCAAAACUUUCUUCAUUUCACCUGCCAACAAUGUUUGCUUCCACGGUUCGUGCUCUUACUACUGUGAUUCGGGUCACGCGAUCUGUGGUAACCCCGACACGGUAGAAGCCUCCCUGGCAGCUUUCUUACCCCCAGAAAAAAUAGCCAGGAGAAAAACCUGGAGGAACCCUUGGAAAAGGUCAUACAGCAAACAUCGCAAAGCAUACUGGGAAGUCUAUGAUGACCUUUGUGACAAGGUCAGAACUAAGCCCCCUUACAACAACGAACGAAGACUACAGGAUCUUAUAGAUAUGCAUAUAUUUGACUUUUUAACAGGAAAUCUUGAUCGUCACCAUUACGAAACAUUCAGAGAUUUCGGAAACGUUACAUUCCACAUGCACUUAGACAAUGGCCGAGCGUUUGGUAAGUCGAAGAAAGACGACCUCUCUAUUCUGGCUCCAUUGAUUCAGUGCUGCGUAAUAAGAUUUUCUACAUUCAUCAAACUGUCCAAAUUUUAUAUAGGACCGGAGAGACUGAGUAGCAUGCUUAGGAAAUCUCUCGACAAAGAUAGCGUACGACCUAUCCUAUUGGAACCCCAUUUGAUAGCGCUGGACAGACGAGUUGUAAUUAUUCUUAAAGAAAUUUCUAAAUGUCUUGAAAAAGGACUAGAAGUCAGCGAUGUUAUAGUCGACGACUUUUUCUAGAAUCGUUACAAACUUAAAGGUACUAAAAUCAUCAAAUGAUGAGGGAAAAGCGCCGAGGGAUUCCGAGGACCUGAUUCUUCAUACGGGUACUUAGGGUCAGUGCUGGUCACGUCAUUAACCGCGGAAUAGUGCUUUAAUUUUCUACAAAACGUAUGCUUCGUGACAGUCUAGUCUUAUAAAUCAUUAAUACUUCAUCAUGUCACAAGUCUUAAAAGAAAGAUGCGCUGAAAGAUCUAGUUCACCAAGUUUAUUUCUCUCCCAGUGACGAAUCAUCUUAAAAAUUGAUGUUAUAUGCCAACCUUUUCGGAGAACUCUUGUACCAUGUGUAGGAGGGUUUAAAGUCUUGGACAUUUUGAUCAUAUCAUCGUGCUAAAUUAGUGACACCCCCCUUGACAACAUUGAUCCUUGUUAUUGUGGGACGUUAUAUUGCGUUUGCUUAUUUUACAAUGAAAGUGAAAGAUACGAAAUUUUACAUAGUCACGUGGAUAUGAAGAAAGCAUAUGAAGAGUAGUUUUCGCAUUUUUAUUUAUCACAUUAUUAUUUAUAUGGAGAUAUUUUUAUGAGAGGAUAUCUGUCUUUACUCAAAUAUGGUGCUGACAUUGUUAAUUUCAAAUAGUCAUAAUGUACCACUUAUUAUGAUUUUAACCAUUGAUCUGUUUCAUAAAAAUCCGACUGUUUUUUUAAAAUCCUGUUUGAGGAUGCUAGGGAUUUAUUGGACCACCUGUCUGGAUCACCUGAAUAGGACUGAAGCUAUAGUGGAUCUGGUCAGAUACCUGAUAUGUUAGCUAUCGAACAUAUGGCUUGCUAUUUAAAAUACCUAGUAGGAUACCUAGUAAUAUAGUCAAAAGUGUUAAAAUUCUCAAUUAUUUUUCAAACACAUCUCAACACUUUCAGCCAAACAAGAUAAGCAUUAAAGUAAAAGAAUUUUAACUUUAAAAUUUUAACUUUUAAAAUGUUCCUAAAAUCUAGGUUAAAUAUAUCCACUCGAUGAAACGAUUAAAAAAAAAAUAAAAAUUUUGAAACAGGUUUCAAGGUUUCUCAUUCAUGUAGAAUCAUAACUUUUUUCCAAAAAAAAAAUCAUAAAAGAUACAGUGGGCAUUAUACUUGUUAUUUCGUCCAGAAAAUAAGAAUAUAGGUACUAUACCACAAUAUGACAAGCAAACAUUGUAAAAGGAAGGCUUGUUGAAACUUCCGAUUUUUUUUUAAUUCAACAGUCAUCAUUGUCAAUGUCUGCGAACAUACAUUCCUGUAGAACUAGUCGAUUAAGUGACAUUCCAUGCCAAACGAGGCCUUACAUUUUCAUAUCACAGAACAUUGUGUGUGUGUUAUAUUAUUAAGAGUGUUUGGAAUGAAUUCUUUAAUGUUUGUUGGUGCAAUAAUUUAUUUGGGUUGUAUUGUCUCUUGUGUAUGUAUAUGAAUGUUAUUGAGUGAUGCACUUGAAUAAAAUUGUUUGUAAAGCUAUAA
Saccostrea cuccullata (small rock oyster) is the source of this 3920-nucleotide messenger RNA. Its product is annotated as extracellular serine/threonine protein kinase FAM20C-like. Gene Ontology annotation, cellular component: Golgi apparatus. Lineage: Eukaryota; Metazoa; Mollusca; Bivalvia; Ostreida; Ostreidae. Gene Ontology annotation, biological process: protein phosphorylation. The transcript has 8 exons. Gene Ontology annotation, molecular function: phosphotransferase activity, alcohol group as acceptor. The record is from RefSeq and is a predicted model, not a curated record. The coding region runs from base 918 to 2456 and encodes 512 amino acids.